GAACAAGUAGUUUAAGAGCUAAGUUUACUACACGUGGUAGCUUGUGCAGCGCCGAAUCACAUCUCCCGCUCCACUUGACGCUGCACACGGACACGUGGAGGCCAGCCGAAGCAGGGUGUGACGUUAAAGGUAGGGGGGCGACGGGAGAGGAAGGAAGACCGGCGCCGGGACUCAAUCUACCAGGCUCUACCCACCCCCAACCUUUUGGCGCCUUCUCGCCUCCUUUCCCCAGGCGCCUCUUAACGCAGCGGGAGGGAGGGCUUUUGUCGCUGGCGCGCGCCCGCGAGCGCUCUGCAACUCCCAGAUCCUCGGCGUUUGCCUCCCACUGGGGUAGAGGGGGCGUUGGGAGGAGUGGAGGUGCGUACGUGAGAGAGGAAGUGACGUCGGGCCGGGCUGCCUUAUAAGGACGGGGGAGCCCGCGUCUCCCAGCUUCAGUGCGCUCUGGCGGAUUGGUGGGAACCGCUUGUCAUCAGCUCGGGUGGCGACGGUGACACCGGCGUAGGCUUCGCCAUCAGCUGCGGUAUUGCUGGAGGACUAUUUCAAGUGAGUAGAGCGGUUGGUACAGGAAUUCAGUAUGAUGGACCACGCCAGGUCAGCAAUCUCCAACCUGUUUAGUGGAGAACCACUCUCAUACACACGUUUUAGUUUGGCCCGGCAAAUGGAUGGUGACACUAGUCAUGUAGAGAUGAAACUGGCUGCAGAUGAAGAAGACAGUGGUGAAAGCAGCAUAGAGAAUAAUCAUCCCCACGUCACCAAAAGAAAAACCAUUGGUGGAAACAUCUGCUUUGGGAUUAUUGCUAUUACGAUCUUUUUCUUGAUUGGAUUUAUGGUUGGCUACUUGGGUUAUUGUAAACAGCUAGAAACCAACGUUAACUGUUCAGAGAAUUCCAAUGGAGAAAUAGCAUCAACUAAGGAAGUUGAAACGGGUUCACCAGAAGAACUUCCAUUCUUGGAACCUCAAUCUGAAUUAUCUUGGAAUGAUCUGAAAAAAAUGUUGUCAAGGAGAUUGGAUGCUAAAAAUCUUACUGACACAGUCAGCAUCUUAAGCAAGAACUAUGCUUCUCAUGAGGCGGGCUCAAAAGAAGAUGAGAUGUUUGGAUAUUUUAUUUAUCAGCAGUGGAGGGGAUUAAAAAUGGACAAAGUCUGGAAAGAUAAACACUUUGUUAAAUUACAAGUUAAAGGCAGUGGUCCUCAGAACUCGGUGACCAUAUUGGAUGAGAGUGGAAAUAGUAGUGAAGUUAUGCCUAUUGAUGGUUAUGUAGCAUACAGUGACAAUUCAACAGCAACUGGUACACUAGUUUAUGCUAAUUAUGGCACCAAAGAGGACUUUGAACAACUAAAGUCAAAAACUGCUGUAAUUGGAUCUGUGGUUUUACUUAGAGCUGGAAAACUGUCUUUUGCGGAGAAGGUUGCAAAUGCUGAAGCCUAUAAUGCUGUUGGUGUCUUGAUUUACCUUGAUCGUUCUGAUUUUGAUAUUGUUGAUGCAGAGGUUGUACCUUUUGGACAUGCUCAUCUAGGAACAGGUGACCCCUUUACACCUGGAUUCCCUUCCUUUAAUCACACUCAGUUCCCACCAUCACAGUCAUCAGGAUUACCUAAUAUUCCUGUUCAAACAAUCUCCAGAUCACAGGCAUCGAAACUCUUUAAUGCAAUGGAUGGAGAGAUCUGUCCCACUUCCUGGAUGGGAGAUGACAAAUGUAAGAUGAACUCAAAAACGAAUGUUAGACUUACUGUCAACAAUGUGCUAGAGGAAAAAAAGCUUCUCAACAUCUUUGGAGUUGUCAAGGGCAUUGAUGAACCAGACCGCUAUGUGGUGGUAGGAGCCCAGAGGGAUGCCUGGGGCCCUGGAGCUGCCAAAUCUCUUGUGGGGACAUCUCUUCUAUUGGGGAUUGCUAAUGCAUAUUCUGAUUUGGUGUCUAAAGAUGGAUAUAAACCCAGAAGAAGCGUUGUCUUUGCCAGCUGGAGUGGUGGAGAAUUUGGAGCUGUUGGUGCCACUGAAUGGCUAGAGGGUUACCUUUCCACAUUGCAUCUAAAGGCUGUUACAUACAUCAAUCUGGACACUGCUGUUGUUGGUUCAAAUAACUUCAAAGUCUCUGCCAGUCCAUUAUUGUAUACACUCAUCGAGAGAAUCAUGAAAGAGGUGAAUCAUCCAGUUAAAGGAGGGACUCUCUACAGAGACACUAACUGGAUCAGUGAGGUGGAGCCACUUUCACUGGAUAAUGCUGCUUACCCUUUCCUUACCUAUUCUGGAAUCCCAUCAGUUUCAUUCCGUUUUUGUGAGACUAAACCUUACCGAUAUUUGGGCACCAAACUGGAUACUUACGACCACCUGUCAAAAGAUAUUCCUUCUUUGGGAGAGCUGAUGUACGCAGCUGCAGAAGUGACUGUACAAAUGGUGAUAAGGCUUACCCGUGAUCAUGAGUUGUACCUAGACUAUGAAAGGUACAAUGAAGAAUUGUUUAAUUUUGUCAGGAAACUUUUGCCAUUCAAGUCAGAGUUAAAGAGCCUGAAUCUGAAUUUUCAGUGGCUGUUCUCUGCUCGUGGUGACUUUAGCAGGGCUACUCAUGACCUCACAAAUGAUCUCUAUCGUACAGACACUACCAAUAGGCUCGUUAAUAGAGAAAUCAAUGAUCGUAUCAUGAAAGUAGAAUACAGUCUCCUAUCUCCCUAUGUGUCUCCAAAGGAAACUCCUUUCCGGCACAUCUUUUGGGGAUCUGGCUCUCAUACUCUUUCAGCUUUGUUAAGCCAUUUACAACUUUUGAAGAAAAAAGACAUCAAUUUCAAUGAAACAGUGUUCAGAAACCAGUUGGCCCUUGCUACCUGGACAAUUCAAGGAGCUGCAAAUGCACUAGCUGGCAAUAUUUGGGACAUAGACAAUGAAUUUUAGAUGAAAUUCCCACACACAACUCAUCUGAGAACAAUAAGGCAAUGUAGUCCUCAAAAAAAAAUCAUCACUGGUCUUAUUCAAUAUUUUUAGGACCAUAAAAAGUUAAAAGCUUUGUUAAGAUUUAAGCAUUAAAUCCUGCCUAGCAGUUAGUACAGAGUAGGUACUUGUACUUAAUGCCAGGUGAAUAUUUUACACCCCUGCCAAACUGAACUCAGUCUCUUGAAAAAAUUGUUAAAGAUUCUUCUCUUUAAUCUCUAGGCUCCAUUUAAGGUUAUUUGCAGUGUUAACUGCUUCUCAACUAAUCCCCUUUAUACAGAGCCAAAAGCAGCUGGGGGAACCAGAGAUCCAAUAAUGAUUCUAAAGGCCUAAUCCAACAACUGUUACCCUGAACAUGGGAAAGAAGAUGACUACUGAGGACUUUAAGUGUCCACUUGUAAUAGUUUAUCUCUUGCUGUUGACCAAGAGAUGAGGUUAUGAGAUGUGAUAGUUCUCUUCCCUCUGUGAGAGAGAGCCAGACAGGGAGAAGACUAGGAUUUCCUUGCCAGGAGUAUUUAGAAGUGAUUCACCUGAAUAAGUUAUAUUUGGUGAUUAUCACAGGAGCAUGAUCCUGGUAUAUAUCCUAGAAUUCUUCAUGAGUAGAGGAGACUAGAAGCCAAAGAAUUUUUUUGAUAACUUUUUCCUGCUGUCUCCCCACCUCUUUAUCCCUCCCCUAAGAAAAUUGGCUUAGUGACUUUUCCAUGAAGUCCUCUGAACUAUGUCAGAUUGAUAUGGACUAUUGAAAAGAUAUCACUCUUGCUCAGUUUGUCAAAUCUAAACUUAAAUAUUUGCCAAAUUUUGGCCAAGAAGUUAACCUCAUGGGAAAGCUUUCUAUUAUUUGGCACUGAGAUAUAUUUAUUUGUCUUUAUUUAUCAGUGACAGAGUUCACUAUAAAUGGUGUUUCAUUUUUUUAUAGAAGAUAAUUAUCGGAAGCAGUGCCUUCCAUAAUUAUGACAGUUAUACUGUCGUUUUUUUGAAUUAAAAGCAGCAUCUGCUAUUAAAACUGAACAGAUACUAGAAGUUUUGCAUUUGACUUGUGCUGCCAAUAGACAAGUCUUGACUCUAAAAUUUAAACUGACCACACAGCUUUUGAAUAAACGAUAAAGUCAAAUCCUUGAGGAAAUAACCUAUUGUUGAACAGAACAUAUGAAGAUUAGAAAGAAAAUAUUUUAACAUUUUAGGUAAAAUUGGCUCAUUCCCAAAUGUAUUUUGCACAAAGAUAAUGAAGUGGAUGAAAUAAACCUAAUUGCUAUUCUUUUUUAAAAAAAGAUAUUAAUGGUGGUCAUCUUUGUAAAAUGCCCACAUCUUAAAAUUGACAUGGCUGCAUUGUAUCAGAAUUUCAGUGCAAAACUUCGAGUACCUCUUACAAAUCUAGCUUACAUUAUCGGAAGCAGUGUCUUCCAUAAUGAGUAAAGAACAAGGUAGUUUUUGCCUACCACGGUGUUUAUAUCGGAGACAGUGAUCUCCAUAUGUUACACUAAGGGUGUACGUAAUUAUCGGGGACAGUGUUUCCCAUAAUUUUCUUCAUGCAAUGACAUCUUCAAAGCCUGAAGAUCGUUAGUAUCUAACAUGUAUUUUCAGCAUCUUUGUAUUUUUUUUUAGUUGCAGAAGCAUACCUUGUAGUCAACAUUGUCUAGUAAAUAUUCAAAACUUUUUUUCAGGUUUCUGUGGGUCUUCCCUUCCCCCCCAAUUUAAUAUGGGUAUUUUCUUUGUACUUGUGGUUUCUCAAUUUUCUGUUAAGACUACUUUAAUAAUGAAUGAAUGUGCUUAUGUUCCACUUGGUUGCUUUUCUUGUUGAACUGAUCCUAAUGAAAGUUGGGAUUCAAAGCAGACUUGGGAUUUGGUGGUUUUGUUUUUUUGUUUUUUUAAGGGAUUUUUUGGCUGGAAAGGGGGUAAAGUGGGAGGUUUACAGAGGCUCUGAACAUGUUUAUUUGCUUAAUAGAAUGGUGGUCAUUGUAAAUGCAAACAAACCUGGAGGCCCAUGUGAAUAAAAGGGUUUCCCUCUUUUUUGUUUUUUUGUUUUUUGUUUUUUUAAAUAGAGCAAAUGCCUACUCUUAGUUGUUGGCUCUUCAGAGGUCAUCUAAAAUCACCACACACCUGACAAUGGCAGGUCCAUUAAGGUGUCUUCAAAUGAAAUUGUAGAUUCAGGAACUUGAUAUGCCUGUCUCUGACUUGUUGUGCAAUCUGAUCUUAACCUCACCAAUGAUUUAAGGAUGGCAAUUCAGUAUGUUUUGAUUGCCACUUAAGUAAAGAAGGCAACAUGGUUGGGCCCGUUGCUUCUGAAGAGCCAUAGCUAAACUUUGAAUACAGCCUGCUCUUUAGAACUAAGAGCAUAUGUGCACAGGUUUUGGAAGGGUUAAUUCUUUUCCUUUUGUACAAGUUGUUCCUGAUUAAGUAGCACAAGACAUGUAUUCCUAGGCAUUUCCCUAAUGUUCAGAAUAGUGCUUUGAUUGCUGAAGGUUUUUCUCUGCUAAAAAACAUGGCCCAUUAAUUGAGGCUUAAGAUCAAAAAAGGGACAUCUAAUGUUCAUGAUUCCUUGUUUUUGGUGUUGGGUGGCAUUUCCCCUAGUACUUGCAUGCAUUUCACUGUGUGCUUAUUUCACCAAUGUUUAUCAGCUAAGACUUUUAGCGGGUUAAAAAUAAUUAUCUUAAGUUGUGAUUGUAUUACUUGGCUAUGUUUCUAGUGCAUAGAGUAUUGCUGUUACUAGUCACUAGCUGGUAUGUGAAAUAUUGUAGAGGUUUCUUGUUACUAAAUAAAAUGCCCAAAGACAUUAA
Antechinus flavipes (yellow-footed antechinus) is the source of this 5697-nucleotide messenger RNA. It is a transcript of the gene TFRC, whose product is annotated as transferrin receptor. Gene Ontology annotation, cellular component: external side of plasma membrane. NCBI's taxonomy places the organism in Eukaryota, Metazoa, Chordata, Mammalia, Dasyuromorphia, Dasyuridae. The record is from RefSeq and is a predicted model, not a curated record. Gene Ontology annotation, molecular function: transferrin receptor activity. Bases 575 to 2887 code for a protein of 770 amino acids. The transcript has 19 exons. Gene Ontology annotation, biological process: transferrin transport; intracellular iron ion homeostasis.